GCCGUGGUAGAAGAUACAUUUAGGAUGGUGAUCACUCUUCAAUGAACGGCAUCAAAAUCAUGCAUCAUGAUGACACCCACCCACGGUAAGAACGAGUCACAGAGAAUAAUUACCCUCCCUGCAAAACUUAGCUCAUACGGUAGCAUAGCAUUUGGCUUUGGCUUUGGCUUUGGCUUUUGAUUUCCAAGAAAGAAACCCAAAAGCCACACUCACAUUCUUCAUUUCAAUCCUCAAAACCCUAUUCUCUCACUCUUCUUCUUCCUAAACGCUUCCAAAUUUCAUCAAUGGCUUCCUCCAGUAAACGCCCUGCUCCAACCGGGAUUUUGCCUGAAGAAGGACGCAAAAAACUUAAACUGUCAAGUGAUAGCUUGCCAUGUUUAACACAUGGUGAUGUUGUAGAUUACAGCAGUCCGUAUGCAAUUUCAAAUGUUAUAAAUCGCUUAGAGAGUGGAAAAUUUGGAAGUGUGACAAAAAAUAUUGAAGACCUUAUAACCCAGAAAAUGCAAAUAUUGGGCCCUUACUUUGCAAAAUGUCCUAGACUUGUUAAUCAACUAUUGAGAGUGGUGACAGAUCAUGAUGAAGAAACUCCCAACAUGGAAAAUAAGAACGUUAAUGGUUUGCAACAUGAUAAUGUCAUAGAUUUGGAUUCGGACGGGGAGCACACUGAAAAGGAUAUUUUGGCACCAAAAAGAGGAUAUAAUGUUACUGCAGUACCAUUUAUCAUUGAUUCAGAUGAGGAGGAUGAUAAGGAUCAUGGUCAUGAUACUGUUCCAACAGAUCAUGAUGAAGAAACUCCCUACAUUGAAAGUGAAAAAGCUGCUGGUAUGUCCUAUGAAAAUGUUACCAUUGAUUCAAAUGAGGAAGAUGAUAGGGAUCAAAAAAAGGAUAUUUUGGCACCGAAAAGAGAAAAUGAUGUUCCUCCAGCACCAUUUCAUGAAGUCAUUAUCAUCGAUUCAGACGAAGAAGAUGAUAGGGAUCAUGAUGAAGAAACUCCCAACAUGGAAAAUGAAAAAGUUACUGGUUUGUCCUGUCAAAAUGUUAUCAUCGAUUCAGAUGAGGAAGAUGAUAGGAAUCAUGAUGAAGAAACUCCCAACAUGGAAAAUGAGAAAGUUACUGGUAUGUCCUGUCAAAAUGUUAUCAUUGAUUCAAAUGGGGAAGAUGACAGAGAUCAAACUUCUUUUCUUCCAUUUCAUGAAGUUGCAUUGCCAAAACCAGUUCAGUCUCCUGCAUUAGAAAUGAUUGGAUAUCAUGAUCCCAAUGCUUACCAUGGAGAACAUGCAGAUCUAAAAUUUGAAACAAGUCUGCUUCCUAAAGAUAACUCAAAGAAAGACAAAGGUAAUUAUGUUGGAGUACAUGUGGAAGAAGAUAAUAAGGAAUUGGAAACAAGUCUGUCUCCUGAAGAUAACACAAAGAAAGACAAAGGUGUUUAUGUUGGUGUAAGUGAGGAAGAAGAUAACAAGGUUGAUACUGAAGAUGACGGGCUAGAAGAUGUUUGGAGGGAGAUGGCAAUGGCAAUGGAAACUUCUAAAGAUGUUUCUGCAGAUCAACCACCCGAAGAAGAGGAAAAUGACGCUGACUGUGAUCAUUCUUUCAUUUUAAAAGACGAUCUUGGUUAUGUUUGUCGCGUUUGUGGGGUUAUUGACAGAGGAAUUGAAACCAUAUUUGAAUUCCAAUACAAGGUUAAAAAGAGCACAAGAACUUAUAUGUCUGAAUCAUGGAAUGCCAAAGAAAAAGCUGAUAUAUUUGGAGUUAAGAUUGCUAAAGAUGAUCUCUCAGUAACUGAAAUAUCAGCACAUCCUCAACAUGCAAAUCAAAUGAAACCGCACCAAGUCGAAGGAUUCAAUUUUCUUGUCAGCAACCUGGUGGGAGACCAUCCUGGGGGAUGCAUUCUGGCUCAUGCUCCAGGAUCUGGAAAGACAUUCAUGGUUAUCAGUUUCAUACAGAGUUUUCUAGAGAAGUAUCCCGAUGCACGACCUCUCGUGGUGCUUCCUAAGGGAAUACUAUCAACUUGGAAAAAGGAGUUUCUGACAUGGCAAGUGGAAGAUGUACCGCUUUAUGAUUUUUACAGUGUGAAGGCUGACAGUAGAUCACAACAAUUGGAAGUCUUAAAACAGUGGGUGGAUAACAAGAGUAUCCUUUUCUUAGGAUACCAACAGUUUUCGUCCAUUAUUUGUGAUAACUGUAGUAACAAUACAUCAAUAUCUUGCCAAGAUAUAUUGCUUAAGAAACCAUCAAUUCUCAUUUUAGAUGAGGGACACACUCCUAGGAACGAGAAUACGGAUACGGUACAGUCCCUCGCAAAAGUACAAACACCAAGAAAAGUUGUUUUGUCCGGAACUUUAUAUCAAAAUCAUGUCAAGGAGGUAUUUAACGUGCUUAACCUUGUCCGCCCAAAGUUUAUAAAGAUGGAAACGUCUAAACCUAUUGUCCAACGCAUUAGGAGUAGGAUCCAUUUACCUGGUGUGAAAGACUUCUGUGAUUUGGUUGAAAACACUUUGCAGAAGGACCCGGAUUUUAAAAGGAAAGUAGCUGUUAUACAUGAUUUGCGGGAGAUGACCAGCAAGGUACUGCACUAUUAUAAAGGCGAUUUUCUUGAUGAGCUUCCUGGCUUAGUUGAUUUUACUGUGGUGCUCAAUAUGACACCCAGACAGAAGCAUGAAGUUAAGACAAUAAAGAGGGUAUUUAGAAAGUUCAAGGCUUCUUCUGUAGGUAGUGCUGUAUACCUGCACCCAGACUUGAAACCAAUUGCAGAGAAGUGUAGUGAAAAUUCUAUAUCUGAGCAUACAAUGGAUGAUUUAAUAGCGAACCAAGAUGUGAGAGACGGGGUGAAAUUAAAAUUCUUUCGCAAUAUGCUGAAUCUAUGCCAAUCAGCUGGGGAGAAGCUUUUGGUAUUCAGUCAAUAUCUCUUGCCUCUAAAAUAUUUGGAAAGGUUAGCUAUGAAAUGGAAGGGCUGGAGUCUUGGAAAAGAAAUUUUUGUAAUUUCAGGAGAAUCGUCCACUGAACAAAGGGAGUGCUCCAUGGAAAAAUUCAACAAUUCACCCGAGGCCAAAAUCUUUUUUGGGUCAAUCAAAGCAUGUGGUGAGGGUAUAUCAUUGGUUGGAGCAUCCCGUGUCAUCAUCUUAGAUGUGCACCUCAACCCGUCUGUUACUCGUCAAGCUAUUGGCCGUGCUUUCCGACCAGGCCAGAAAAGGAAAGUGUUUGUGUAUCGAUUGAUAGCUGCUGAUUCUCCAGAAGAGGAAGAUCACAGUACUUGUGUCAAGAAGGAAUUAAUUUCGAAAAUGUGGUUUGAAUGGAAUGAAUAUUGUGGUGACAAAGCUUUUGAAGUUGAGACAGUUGAUGUGAAGGAAUGUGGUGAUAUGUUUCUAGAAAGUCCAUUGUUAGGGGAAGAUGUAAAAGCCCUGUAUAAAAGGUAAUCUGUGGGCAUGCAAUGUAGUACUUCAGUUGGCAAUUUUUUUGGUUCUUAUAUCAGUGAACAGUUUUAGCAUUUUAUCUAGAUUCAGAGAGUUGCCUGAUUGAAUUGGUUGUCUAACUUGUAUUAUAAAUAUUGAAUAUCUACAAUUUCCAUAUUUUGGCUUGUAAUUUGAGUACAGUGCAAAAGAAUGGAAGCACGGUUAGCCAAUUGAGAGCAGCAGCCCUGAAUAA
This is a messenger RNA of Medicago truncatula (barrel medic), 3642 nucleotides long. RefSeq names its product protein CHROMATIN REMODELING 35. The record is from RefSeq and is a predicted model, not a curated record. Gene Ontology annotation, biological process: gene silencing by siRNA-directed DNA methylation. The coding region runs from base 285 to 3413 and encodes 1042 amino acids. The transcript has 6 exons. Gene Ontology annotation, molecular function: ATP binding. NCBI's taxonomy places the organism in Eukaryota, Viridiplantae, Streptophyta, Magnoliopsida, Fabales, Fabaceae.